UUGUGAUUACACUUUUAUGUCCUUCCCCUACAACUCUAUACUUCUCCCUUUCCAACCAACUCUAACACUGGUUUGGUGACGUCAGAUCUAGCUUCCCCUUCCUACCAUAUGAUCAGGUCAACUGGCUUUCAAAAGGCAGUGUUUCAGAGUCUGGACUCACACAUCCUCAUAAUCGGCACUGAAAUCAUCAUGGCAGAAGAGGGGAAUCCUGUUCGUGGUGGUGUUAUGUUGCUCCACACUGAAAAAGAAGGGAAACACUCAUAUGAAGUGAAAGGCUUUUUAAACCAUAACAAAGGAAUAUUCGCGAGCAAAGGAGAUAAACUUAUAAUGAUAAACAACAAAGAUAUGGAAGAUUUGACUCCACAGGCAUUUGCUAAGCUCCUGGCUGAAGGAUCACUCUUACUUACCAUACACCAUUCGCCCAAAAUCAAAAUCGAAGAAUGUGAAUCUGAGGAAAUCAGUGUCCAUACAAAGGAGUCGACAGUCAUGAGAUUCAGCCUGAUGAUGGUAAGAGAGGAAGAUCUAGAAGCCACUGUAAUCGAACCAACGCCAGAGUGGGAAAGCAAAGACAUUGAGGACGACUCUUUCAUUGAUGACACACUUCUGCUUGUCUCCAUGGAUGACACAAGGUUCAUUAUGAUCAUUGCUCGGGGCGGUGACCCUGACAACCCUUGCAACAGCUGUGGAGGGACAAAUUGCCAAUUUAAUGAAGUUGUUGUCCUGCCUGCGAGAACUGAGAUUACCCUUAAUUCUUCAAGGAUUUUGAAACAAGUCAGAGAGAAACAUAAUAUGAUUUUGAAGAGUUUCCUCAUAGGAAAGUAUGUCACCCCACAAAAUCAGCAGAUGUGUUUAAGUGACAUCAUGUCAGCAAAUAUCACCCUCUACUAUUACACUGCCACCAUCCCAGACAUUAAAGGUGUUCCUGUUGUACUAAACUUCACUGACACAGAAAACUUCUUCUGCUGUACCUCCAAGCAAGGUGAAGAUAAGAAGUUUUUAACAAUCGUGAGCCACAGUAAAAAUGACCUUAAAAGCAUCUGUCCUGAUGACCGAGACAAAUGGUCUCUUGUAUUCUUCAUGUCUAGUGGGAAGGACACUCUUCGGUAUUUUGAAUCAGCUCUUUAUAGAGGAUGGUUUAUUUACACACAAAGUGUAGAUGAAGUGAACAUGAAAAAAGACAAUGGUCAACGCGGUGACUUCUCAUUCAUAAUUCUGAGUGAUAAAAGGUCAGUCUCAUCACUUCCUCUUCCUGCUGCAAAAAAGAAUCUAUAUCAUCCGAGCACUGAAGAAACAGAAGAGUGUGAAUCUAAGGACACCCGAUGCAAUAAAAAGCAGAAAUUCAUAAGGUUCAGCCUGUCGAUUGAUGAUACUGAGAUGGGUGGGCAUCAGGAGCCAUCAGACCCACAACCAAAGAGAGAAGAGAAGGACAUUGAGGAUGACGGUUUCGAUGAUGACGAUCUGCAUCAUGCCCUGGCUAACAUGAGCUUGAAUCUGGUUGUUGAUGAUGUUAACAACCCUUUCUGCAACUGUGAUAGUCAGUUUAAAGAAAGUGUGAUUGUGUCUGAGAAAGCUGAUAUUUCCUAUAUUACUGCACAAAUUUGCAAAGUGAUUAAAGAACAAGAGAGUUUAUUCCUGAAGUCAUGGGAAGGAGGCAAGUAUGUUGCAUCAAGACGAAAUGAGAUAUGUUUGGAGAGCACCAUGUCAGCAAAAAUUACCAUCUAUCGUCGCAACUUCACUGGCAGUGUCACCAAUUAUAAAGAUGUUCCCAUUGUGCUGAACUUCACAGGCACAGAUAACUUCCUGUCCUGCGACAAACAAGGAGAGGAAAAUAUUUAUUUAAAAGUUAAAGUGUACGACAGAAAAAAGAUUUCUAAUCAUGACCCAGAAAUAUUAUCCCUUAUUUUCUACAUGUCUCAAGACUAUGAUGGUCUCCGGUAUUUUGAGUCGGCACGCUACAGAGGAUGGUUCAUGAACACUAUAAAUGAUAAUGCUGUGAAAAUGCAAAAAGGAGCCAGAAGUUGCUUUGUCACUGAGUGAGAUGACACCGA
Molecule: messenger RNA, 2048 nt
Organism: Carassius carassius (crucian carp)
Lineage: Eukaryota; Metazoa; Chordata; Actinopteri; Cypriniformes; Cyprinidae
Exons: 12
Coding region: 109-2037 (642 amino acids)
Biological process (GO): inflammatory response; immune response; cellular response to lipopolysaccharide
Molecular function (GO): cytokine activity
Source: RefSeq, a predicted model, not a curated record